AGUUCUUCAAAAUGGCGGCCGCCGUGAAUGUUUUGCGAUCAAGAAGUGCGAUCUUUUCAGGUGAUUUCUACCGUGUCUUUGAGAAAAUAAGUCAGUAAUUGAGGUUUAUUGAUGCAAUUCACUGAUGUAUAGGUAGUUUAAACAUUCAUUGGCUAUUGAUCAUCUUCCUGACAUUUUGUAGCCCGUGAUGAGACCUGGGCUAGAGUGGUUGCCGGAUUUGAAGCCCUGUCACCCUUGCAGAACUGUAGUAAGGGUGAUGAUAGACAACAGAGAUGCUAACCUCUGGAGAUCUAAAAUAUGGGCUCUGUCUCCCAACAUUAACCAUGUACCCCUUCCUACCUCCCCCUCAGGACAUUCCAUUUUUUAUCCGCAUUCCCCUCCCCCCUUCCCCCCCCCCCCCCACUAUGGAAGGCAUAAUUUAAUAAUGUCUAGAAUCAAGAUCUGGGGGAACCCUGCCCUCCAUACUGUGUGGUGAGAUAAGGGAUCUGUAGCAAUCAUAAGUUAAGAGAUAAGGGCCUGUCGGAAUCAUGCCUUUCAUUGAGGGGGGAGGGGGUGCAGAUAAAAAAUGCAAUGUCCCCUAAGACACAGUCCCCCACAUGGAUGUGGCUUAGGACAUUAAUUGAUACAAAGUCUUACAUUUGUAGAGACCACCAAAAUUUGCUUUGUUUGUCAAAAAGUCUUUACAGGGCGUGUGAUAAAAUACAUGGAAAUCUGCCACUGAAAUGUUAGUACAUGUGUCAGAUGGCCAAACAUGGUCAAGGUGCAGGCAAGUCAUCUUGUAACUACAUGCAAGCAAUGGCCCUGAGAAACUUAAGUGUGACAACUGCUUUGCUUUAAUUGGAAUUCAAGGUUUUUAAAGUCCUAUCACCUUUUACGGUGUAGGUGCUUUUGGAACAAGGGUAUUUGAGGUGUGCGGGGGUGAAGAGCAAUCAUUUGUGCAAGCCAUCAGUAAUGGGAUGUUGCAAUAUAAUACUACACUCCCAUAUCCUUUCAACAUCUCCUAACCCAUUUUAUUUCCAAACAUCUGUGAACAAAAGUCCCAUGUAUUAUCAUUUAAGUAAUGUUUCAUUUUUUUGGUGCUUAAUUUCAUUUUGUAUUGAGCAUAAUUUUCAAUUUCUAGUCUCAAAAUGAAAUUUAAUUUAUAAACAGUAAAAAAAGGCAUCAUUUUAUGUAUAAUUUAUAAUAAUAUACCUUUUGCAGUUACUCAUAUGAUUGAAAAUGGAUACAUGUAUUGGUUUCCUACAAGACAAAAACUCAUGAUGGUAAGAAUUACUUUUUAAUAAAGAUACCAGCUAGGUUAGAGGGUUUUCUAGCUAGUAUUAGGACUAUUUAAAAGGUCUCCUGUAGAGUGGUCCCACCAAAAAAAAUUAACUUGUUGAAAUCCUAUUAUCUUUGCAGGCUGAUAAUGGAAAAAAAAAAAACGUUUGCCUCUUCCAAAAACUGUGUAGCCUUAACUGGUUUCCUACCAAACAUAUACACUAUAUAGUCCCUUCAAUGAAGUGAUUAUGGCCAGUGUUCUGAAAGAAAUGUUUCCCUAAAAUUUGUUCCUGGUAAUUGACAAUAUAAGACUGCUUUACAUGUUAUACUUCUCAAAGUUGUCUUUUGGAGGUAUCCACAGAUAUCGGGACUGUUAACAGGGGAGUGUAUAUUUUUGCAUUUUCACUCAUCCUUAAGAUGUGAUCAGAAAGCUGACAUUUUUUUUUUUACAUUCACACAAUCAGUAAAACAGUUACAUGUGCACUUCACUAUCUUUUCCUUCACCAUAGAAAGAGUUGUUCAGAUGCAUUAGCAAUUCCAGGUCUGCUAAUAAAACAGAUGAUGAGCAAAACUUAACAGAUGUCCACACAAAUGCUGAACCAGAGGUUGAUCUCGGAGAACUUGACCCAGUGAGUAUAUCAUGGAAUUUGACAUUACUACAAGUUUAAGUUAUUGCUUUGAUUUAGGCUAUGUUACAAAUACCUGUUUACAGUGGGACUUUAUACAAUAUCAACUAUGUUGUAAUGUUUUGUUGUUGCUAUUGUUUUUGUUUUUACCAGGCCCUUCACACAGUGUCCAAUGUUGGUCAAUUCUACACGGUCCCUAAGGAAAUUUCAAAGAAAGUUCUUUCUCCUUUCCUGACUAAGAAGUUUAAGUCACAGGUACAGUACUUACAAGUGAAUGGUAACCAUGACAACUCCGUUGGCAGUGACUAAGACUACCUGGAACCGUUGCUUGAAAAAUUUAGAGCAUAAAGAAUAAAAUAACACAUGAUGGGUUAACCCUUUAGCUCCCAAGAGUGACCAACAUCAAUUUUCUCCUAAAUUUUAUCAAUAUGUAAUCAACAGAAAAGCAUAUAUGCCAACUCUCCCGGAUACAGCACCAAUCUCCCGAACAAAAUUGACUUUAAGUUUUGAGUAUUUCUGUGCUUUAGUUUGAAAUUUAGCCCCUUUUCUCCAAAAUAGUAUGGUUUCAAAGGCGUUUUGCAUGUAUUAGUCACUGACUGUAUUCAUGUAAGGCUUCGUAUAAUGUCCUAAGCCAUUCCCAUGACUGUCAUAAUUUAAGGGCUGGAUAAAUUUCUCGGGUGGAGUGGGUAGGGGGGGGGUCUGAGGUGAGGAUUUGUUGACAUUCAGGGGGGAUAGUGCAAGACGUAGAGUCUCCAGUUUUUAGACCUCAGGAGGUUGGCAUCUGUGGAAAAGGUCUUGAGAAUUAAUAAACUGAUCACCAAGUGGAAAUGCUUUGAUCUUUUAACAAACUCUAUCAACUAAUUUUUAAGAAAAUAUAUAGAGAACAGUCGGGAGAAUAUCUAUGUAGAUAUUGGAGAUUAAAGGGUUAAGAUACCAAAUUCUUAUCGAGCGGGUGAGAUGCGCAGAGAGCAAUGUAAUAGUGUGGAAGACGUUGUCCACAUGUAGUAAGACAAGCCAAGUGGCAUGUAAUCUAAAAAGGAUAACUGUUAACUACAGAGGCUGUAUUCAGUGAGGAUUUAACUUAAUGCAAACCCAGUAAACACUAUUUCUUUCUCUCCCUGUAUCAGUGUGACAUGAUGGGAAGCACAAGUUUAAUGAUACGAAAGCCUGCCCUGGAGGUUCUACAUCACCUGAAAGCAAUUUCACAAGACACACAUCCACCACCUAAAUUUAUUUUCUGUAUCCUUUAUUCCAACCUCCAUCUACACCAUAAAUAUGCUUCCCUUUCAUUCUUGCAGUAUGCACCUUGUUGUCACAGCCUUGCCACUCAACUUCUUAGUUUAACUCAAUUUUUACCUAAGAAUAAGCCUGCAACACUCUAGUGUUCUUUUAAAAGUUUAGCUUGUUUUCCCACUUUUGUCUCUCUUGAUUCACUUAUCCCAUUUUACAGUCAACUCUUGUUAUUGCAGACACCCCUCAGCUUGGAACCAUGAGUUACAUGUACUAUGCCUAAAAGUGAAUGUCCAAAAUAGCAAGAGUUUAUUUCUGUCAAGCUUGUAAUUAAUUUUUGCUGAUGGCUUUAUUGCGGUCAGUAUUAUUGAAGAGUCUGUAAUAGCAAAAUGCCCAAGAGUUGACUGUAAUGAGAAUGCCAGACUCAGUGAACCCAGUAUUUCAUGGUUAUUUUAAAAGAUAAGUGGUGACUUUAGUCUUAAUGUAGGCAUCAGCACCACUCGUUCUUUUCACCUCUUAAUCAAAAUGCAACUUUUCACCCAUGUUCAUAUCAUCAUCAUCAUCAUCAUUAAUUAUCAAUUCAAAUUCAGUGACCUAAAUUCCAACAAAAGUAUUUGAGUCAUGGUGAAGAAUACUUGAAACUUUUUUUUCUUAAAUCAACUGUGUUUUUGAUGAAAAUGCUUCUUUCCUUCUCCUCUCUAAUUUGCUCUCACGUUUGCAUCACUGGUGCCUAGGCAAUCAACAGGGGAUGAGUGUGACGGGCUUUUUGUCUCUCCAUAUAUAUACAGCUGAUGCAAUACAUGUAAAGGUUGUUUUGGGCAUUGGGAAUUGCACUCCAGGAAGCUAUGUUUGGUGGUCACUCAACCAAAUCAUUGCAGUGACUUCCUUAUGCCCAAAUGCCCAAUGUACAUGUACAAUUAUUGCCAAUGCCCAAAGCAACCUUUAAUGAAUAAUCUAUAUACAUGUAUCCCAAACUGCACUUUCAAUUUGCUGGUUUGUGUGAGUUUGGCUAACAUUAUAGGAAAAAUCUAGGAGAAGCAAGUGUUCUGUGGUUGGUUGGUUUUCGUAGAAUUCUUAACAUGACUUGAUAACAGAUGGCAUGGAUGGAUGUGGUAAAUCUUCAUCCCUUGCUCACGUUAUUCACUAUUGUUAUUCUGCUGGCUGGUUUAUUCUUCCUGUACCCAGCGGUAAGUUUUAACCACAGUAAUAAUGUGAUGCCUCCCACCACCAGCGGGAAACAGGGAGUCCAACUUCCUGCCUCCCAUACAUUGUAUUCACUAUUGUUAUUCUGCUGGCUGGUUUAUUCUUCCUGUUCCCAGUGGUACAUUUUAGCUAACAAUGUGAUACCCUUGGGUAGGAGACAGGGGAGUCCAAACCUCCUGCUUCCUGUACUGUGCAUUCCCUUCUGCUACCCCCUUUUAUCUUUUUCAUUUUCUUUUCCUUUUUUGAUUGCAAAAUACUAAGCAUUGUUGGGACCAAUUCAGGGAAAACUUUCCACCUACCACUCCCCUAAGCCAACAUUAUCACUUACUUCUCACUGAGGGCAAAAUGUUGGCUUAGGGGAGGGGUAGGUGGGCAGUUUCGCAGAAACCUUAAUUGAUCCCAUUGUUGCAUAACUUCCCCCUAUUUACCCCGCUUUGCACCCAUUUAGAACUCCCUCCUCAGUCCCACUCUAUUCUUAACCCUAAGAGACCACCAGUUGUUUGAAGCAUUGCUACUUCUAUAUUUGUAAACAAGUAAUGUUUUGUCGCUUUUUAUUGUGAUUUCAUGGCAGUAUUUAGCUGGGUACAUGGAAAAUCCGAGUUGCAGAUGUCAACGUUUCAUGCGGGAAGAUUUGACCAACCACAACAGGCUUCUACCUGGCUUCAAAUAUGUCGGACGAUCAACAGCAAGAUUUUCUCAGAGGUGAAUUAAAACUGAGUAACAGUACGUAUACAACGAAACAAUCUUAAGUAAUAUGUAGCGAACACUAAGCGAACUCGACAAAUAGCCAAACCGGCUGUUACCGUGUCCAUACUUGGAUGUCUUUGUGAGUUACGCAACUAUCAUUAUUUUUUCAGCUGAAGACAAGCCAGAAAUACCACUUUGGUAGGCGAGACUCAACUGAAGCUGGAGAUCCAUUAGCAAGAGUAAUAGAUCUGGUAAAGAACAGAUGCUUGUUAUCCCCCCCCCCCUAAUUACGAUAGCGCGGGAUCAGUUUCUAGAAAUACAACGCUCAUAUUAAUUUGACCCCAUAAAGUGGCUUUAGUUUGGUCACUGCACGACGGUUCAAGCACUGCCUGAUUUCCAUAUCACGAUUGUUGUAGUCGUUGUAAUCACUCGAGGAUCUCUGCUAUUAAACUGGAAACAGCUCUUCAGUAAUCGUGGCGAAAAUAAUUGCUGAUAGUAGACUAAGGUCCAUUUACUGUCUUUGACAGAAUCAUCAAUCCCAGGACCGGCCAUUGUUCUUACUGAGUCGUUGCUUUGGGUUUUAAUUACUGCUGGACCCGCUCGCAGGAAUUUUUUUUCAGACAAGUUUCCCUUGCCGAAUUUUUUGUUCUGGAAUUGUCACCCCACCUUCGGUUAUUUCUAACGGUCCACCCCUAAGAACACAAGACAAUGACCCGGCAUGGCCUGAACUUGGACUUCUUGAUGCGCAGUCCAAAGCACUAAAUCUGGGCUACCUAUCUUUUUCACAAACAUCUUUGAAACAUUGUCCACAUCUGAAUCGGCUCCUUAUUUCUAUUCCAUGUAGGGUCUUCAGAGAGGUAAUUACGCGACAGAUGCUGUUGGAGUCUUACUCAAGGAAAUAAAAAAUAACACCAGGUACUGUGGAACUUGGACCGCAUUAUCUCCACGCUCUUUUCUACUUAGGUAGGGUGGGAAAUCGAAUCAGCCGACUGGCCCUUCAGUUUGAUUUUCGUCGGAUUCUUUGGCUGUAAUCGCGGCCAUUCUCUUGGCGUUUGAUGCCGUUGGGUUGCACUGUUACCUCCCGAACACGAUACUGAAGAGAGAUUGUUCGAUCCGAGUCCGGAACGAAAUUUUAAACUUGUAUGAAACAAUUCAAAUCUUGCCAUAUAUCCACCUGCUUCCAACUUGGGAUAUAUUCCGGGCAAUUUUUUGCAUUGAAACACUGUUCCCCGGGGCCUUUAAAACCCUUUUUUGUUUUCCUGUCUUGUUGAUUUUAUCUGAAAUCUGUUUGUUUAUUUGUUAUUUAUUUGUUUUUGCAGUUUACGAGUGCUUUUUGCUGUCAACGAGUUUAAUGGAUUUUUCCUGAAAACUUCCUUCAUGGAUGCUAAGCAAAAAUAUGUAUGCCUUCACUUAGCAGUUUUUAUUAUCUAAUCAUUUCUUUUUUCAAUGAAUUCUAACCUCCUUCUUUUCUCGUGCUGACACCCGCUUCUACCCGCCUUGCUAUUGUUUCGCAAUGUUUAUAUUCUGUAAGGUUAGAACUAUUUGUUUUCGUCUUGUCCACCGUAAAUCAAAAGGAGUUGUGAUCACGAAUUCUGUCAUAUUCUUAAUACAAUGGAGCAAUCAAAUUUUUUACAAAGCAAAAAUCAAUCAGCUAACUCGACAUGGCAUGAAGCGUGACAGAACUCUGAUUGCUACCAAACGCGGUUACGUUGCGUUUCCCUGUUAUUUUCUGCAAAGUAACGGCGUAAAACAAAGAGAAAUUCAAACUUUGCGGAAACACGAACACGCUACAGUUAUUUUUCAUGUUUCUGGUGGACGUCUCGUGUUUGCUUAAGGCCUCUGAGUUUGACAGCGAAGCAAAAAGUUAGCGCAAAACAGUUGGAUCAAUUUAGGUUUCGGGGAAACUGCCCACCUAUCCCUCCCGUAAGUUAACAUUAACACUUACUUCUCGCUUAGGGCAAAAUGUUGGCUUAGGGGAGGGGUAGGUGGGCAGUUUCCCAGAAACCUAAAUUGCUCCAAACGUUGUUUUAAAAAAGGUAAUGUUCUUUGUGUUUUCAUUGAUCGAUUGAUUGAUUGAUUGAUUGAUUGAUUGAUUGAUUGAUUGUUUGUUUGAUUGAUUGAUUGAUUGAUUUCAGAUAAAACCCAAGAGACUUAGUUUAGUGCAUCACUUUACAGAACUGUUAGAUCCUUCAGAAGGUUUGGUAAGUAACCCAAACGCAUUUUUUUAAAAGUGGCUAAGCUUAAUCUUUUUCCUACGAAAAAGGUUAGUCGUUCAGCCCAGACAAAAUGCUUGUUUGUUUUUGAGAUACCAGUAGUUACCUGAAGUCAGUGUCUUAUGCAACUCUAGUAUCAGCUUAAGUUUCAGCUGUCAGUCUAAUACGCAUCACGUUCUUUUGAGUCUUCGUCUUCAUUCAUCUCAAUAUUUAAUCCCUUGCAGAAACGCGGAGCAAUGGUGUUUGCGUUAUCGCGCACAGGAAUGGAAAGAACCUACACAAAGUCUUGCGAGAUUGCAGAUCUUCUUGAAGAGGUGACACACAAAAUCCUAUCAAUUCAUUCUAUAUUUCUAAUAAAGUGAUUUUCAUCUGAUGCCAAAGAACUUUGUUAAAUACUUUGCGUUGGCGUUGCUACGCUAUGCACUUGCUUGAAAAUCUUGCACCUCUUUCUCGCCUUGUUUGGUUUCAUGGUUUUAACUAACAAGCCAAGCUACGGCUUGAUUUGAACGAUUUGACAUCUUUGCGAUGUGUUUUGGUGGGUCACAAAAAAUGCAGAACAAGUUUUAAAAAUUUCAGAUAAUUUUGGAGGCGGAGUUAGGGCCUGUUUACACUCUAGGUUGAUGAGGGCUGGGGUUCCCGACCUCUGUGUAAACAGGCCCUUACGCUUUUGCAUGAGAGAUUUUAGCUUUCGUCUUCUUACAUACCCGGGAUGCCCGAGAUCUUCUCGUCCACCAUCGGCGAGGCACCCAAGAUAAUCCCUACAAUUACAAUAGUCGAAGCUGAAGAACACGAUUCAGACGUUUUUUAGCAAACAAACAAGCAAAUUACACCAUGCGACAGUACUGCUCAAGAGGUUUCUGCAUUGGAAUGGUCUUUUCACGGAAUUUCGUACACAGAUUCAACUUAGAAGAACAUGUUCCCUCUCUGGAAGGGGAAGGUUUCAUUUUCAGUUUUCUGAUGCACAACGCCUGCAUCCAAAACAUCACGGAAUUUUAUUGUUUCUGAAUUAUAUGGCACCCAUCAGGCACUAAAAAAUUUGUAGGCAAAAUAGAAAUGUCAAAACAGCGCCAUGGCUCACUGCUAAUCACUGAUUUAAAUUUCAUCAGGACGGUUUAUCAGCAGUUGGAGAUUUCAAUGAUGUUCUGGUGCCUCGUUAUUCUCAAGAAGAACUUGAAUCCUGUCUUCAGUUUUACAGAAAGAGAGGCCUGCUAUCUAAAGGUACUAUCCAAUAGCAGUAAUCAUGAUAACUCAGGCCUUAUGUUGCAAAAGAAGAGAUUAGAUAGUAAGGAUUCUAUCUCUUCUCGCUUACCAGCUCCUCCCCCCUCCCCCAUCCUCAUCGCCCCCCUACGCUUUGGCUCUUGUGAAAGUUCGUGUGUUCAUGAGAAAAUGAAGAUACAACAAAAUAGAGGACUGUACACUGUCUACUGUAGCAAACUGUAUAUCAGUUUUAGUCCCAAGUGAGCUACUCUCUAUUAUGUCGUAAACCAAAGUCACUUUGUUGGUUUCAUCAAUCCACAACAGUCGCAAGCGAUUACAAUGAAACGAAGGGCUGAUUUAUUAGCCAACAAAAAACCAUCGAGGUGCAAGGCCAUAGUAAUUGCUAGAUCACUUUGAAGACUUCAUUGAAGACCGCUCUACGGGCCAUCCUGUCAUUUAAAAUUGGCCAGAGUGUUCUAUGCGUGGGAGUCUUUGCCUGAGGCCACCGUUUUCGCGUUCCACCUCCACACUUACGAAUCUGGGAGUUCCACUUUAAAGCAGAUUUGAUUAAUUUUUUCGACUCCUCUUGUCUUCAUUUCAGAUGUCAAUUCUCGAUUAACAAAGGAGGUGUCUUUUCUUUCUAAUCACGAACCUAAACUCGUUAGUGACUUGUGUAGGCUGGGCUGAAAAUUUGUAGCAAGAAAAUUAAAUUGUGUAUGUAAAUAAACCUCGUAGAAACUUAAAGUCUGCUUUUGCGUUAUACCUUGGUACUCUUUAGCUAAUAUAAAGACGAAUUUUUAAGGCUGGUUUUCACAGGCGACUGAAUCGGACUUGUAAGCGGGGUCGUAAGAGCGCUUAUUACUCAGUGAAAAUCAAAAAUCAAAGCCGCAAUCGGAGUCGCAAGCUGAGUCAUAAGCACAACAGAAUCGGAAGAAUCAGAACUUUUCCAUUUUCUUCCGAAUCUGCUUAUUACUCCGUCGCUUAUGAUGUGGUGAAAACCAGACUGUUGGAGUCGGAAGCAGAAGGAUAAACCAAUCGCAAUAAUCGUUCCCACGCUUUGUGAUUGGUAGAGAUCUUCCGCUUGGGCUUGCGACUUCGACGAACUACGUAAGCGACGGAGUCGUAAGCGGAAUUAUAACGCUGCUUCAACUAGAUUGCAAUGCACCACGCUUCUGAUUACGACUUCGUCUCCGCCGCUAGUGAAAAUCAGCCUGCACGUGUCCAAAGCCAAUCUGUCGCACCUGCUGCAAUUUUUCUCACGUCCAUUAAAAACACAACUCGUACAGUACGCUGUAUCUUCUGUAUGUGUACUGGGUAUUUUUAGGGAGCCCUGUGUUUGACCGAGCAUAUAAGACACAAAAAAUUGUCUGUUGCGUGGCCCAGUGCGAUCCCAAUUCGGUUGUCCUGCGUAUUAACAACUCUUAAUUAUAGUUUUUGUCUUUGUAGUAGUCGAGGUACGUUGACUUGCAUGCGUUAAAAAAAAUGGCGAAGUUUUGAGCUUGACGUUUGUGGGAAAGAAGACUUAGCAAAACUGUGCAAGCUUAUCCAGUAGCGGAUUCAGGGGAGGGGCCCGGGGGGCCCUCCCCCCCUUAUUUUUAGACCAAACUGAAGCCCGAAGGGCCCAAAAAAAUUUUUUGGAGACUGUUCCCCCACCUUAUCUCAGGGUCUGAAUAACCGCCCCCCCCCCCCCUUAUCUGAAGGUCUGGCGUCGCCACUGUUAUCAGUGCAUGCAAGAGCUAAACAAAUAGGCAUUGUCGCACUUCCAACUUGCUUUAACCUGGGAAUCGCAAUAAAUUUCGUACUUUACUUUCGUUCUGUGACACAUUUUCGCCGGCUUCUUUUCUCCAUCCUUCCUUCCUAUUCAAACCCUACUUAUAACAUUUUGAAUUGACCGUAAAAUUAAUUCUGAAUACUGAUUUCGAGUAUGCAAUGGGUAAACAAGUCAGAAUGAAAAGAAACUAGUUCGCUGGCAAGAGCAAUAGCAGGGCCUAAUUCUCAGUCCACAGCUCCGUAGCCCGUUCAGUAGUUUUGGAAAUCAAACGUUUAUUUUUAGAUCUAUGGCUCCGUGUGCGACCACCUCCCGUAAGCGACCACCUCCCAUAAGCCACAACCAUCCAAAACACCAAAUUUUUUCCAGUCAAAGCCCUGUAGUUGGAAGCUCCCGUAAACGACCACCUCGCGUCAGAAAAUGGGAACAUUCUGAAACGACCACCUCGUGUAUAUAAGCGACCGCGACAACGUUUCGGGUUGAUGGUAUAAAAAUGUUUCAUUUUUUCUAACCUCUUGACUUAUGGUGUGAUCUCUAUUUUUGCUGUAUUUACUAUGCUACUUACAACAUAAGAACUUUUAGUGACAACAUGGAACAACACAUACCGUAACUAAGAAAUUGCAUGCAAAAAAUUAUCUUCUAUAAAGUAGAGGUGUCCGGAUCUCACAGACGAAACCCCCUGUGGUUCGACUCUUGUAAACGACCACCUUCCGUAAGCAACCACUAAGUUUUUUGGUGGUUGCUUACGGGAGGUUCGAGUUUAAUGACAAUACACAAACUGAUAACGCAUCCGACACUUAAUUUGAGUAUCGAAUAAUGUUUCUUCUCUGCUUUUUUGGACACUGUCUGUAUGAGUUGGGUCCUAAAAUUUUUCACUUGACUGUCAAGCUAUUGAGAGAUUCGAGGAGAUGAUUAGUUGUUUAGCAGUGCAGAAAUCAAAACUAUUGCUUCUUUUUUUGUCUUGCGUCAAAUGGGGUGGGCAAAAUUCUCGACAACUGUAAAGUUAUUGUUAACCUAAUGCUUUGUUGGCGAAGUAAUUAAUUAAGACUUAGGUUUGUUGACAUUUCAUUGACCAACCUAAAUAAGGGGGUGGUUUUUGUUUAAUUUUGGUUUAGAAACAAAGUUUUGAUAAAAUUUCACAAAAGUGCCCUUGUUCACCAUCGAUUGGUGAUCAUCCUCGGCCAAACUUCGCGAUUUCUUUUUUCGCAUAUUUCAUAUUUAUUCAUCAAUUCGAACAACAUGCAAUUUGUCGGCGAUAAAAUAGAUCUUUCUUAUUGGCAGUGGUAAUUAAAAAACACAUCGUAAUCAACCUUGCAUUGCGCACAGUUAUCUUAAAAUUGAAAUUACUUACGUAAAUGUAAGGGAAGUCAAACAAUAGAAAUCUCUGCAAUUAGUUCCGUAGCGGUCGGGCAAAUGUAAACAAAAUCCCUUCUGUUAGUAAACUUUUAUACUUCCAGGUAAAUAUCUUGAAAAUGGUUCAGAUGGUUGGCGGUUUUCUCCCGCAUUCUACAAAUAUGAUUUAUUUUAUCUGACUGUUGCCUCAGUGAUGCGUGGCAAGCAAAAAGACUGAUGAUUGGGGAUGAUUAAUUCAAAUUAAAUUAUUUAAUCUCAGCAAAGUCUUUUCAAAAUGCUAAUGCGUAGUUAUUUGAAGAAGUUUACGCUCUAGUAAUUUACAUUUCGUAAAGGAACCAAGAUAAUAGCGCCAAAAAGAACACAAGUUUAUUUAAACCACGACAUAGGUGGUUUACAAAGGAUCUCUCUUGCGACCUAAGAGCAACAGUGUGAAAGAGGGACUCUAAAAACGUCGCUACAAAAUUUCUCUUAACGAGGAAGUAUAUUUAUUGAGGACCUCAUAUUGGAGCUGUUUAUCACGAAGAUCAUAUCUUAUGCUGAUCUGUUUGUGCCUAAUCCUUUUACAAGUUGAUUACAGAAAGCUUCUUUUCACUGUCUUUGCCCCUGGUGUUUGCGACGAGCACAAAUAGAAUUUAGAGGCAAGUGUUUGGUUUAUUUUUUGGGGUUUUUGGUGUACCUAUUGCCGCCUGGAGCCUAAGAUUACAACUUAUAAUCUGCUGCUUUCAUCCACAGAUCUGUAAACAGCUGGAGCAGUAUUUGCAGCAAGAAGUCGACGGGACACUAUGAAAAGAUGAAACCCGACAUAUCUAGCGCGAGACGUCCUCGUCUGAUGUUCAUCUUGCUAGUGGUGGUGUUAGCUUCUUUGAGAUUUGAAAGUAAGUAAUCUGAUAAAAUCACAUGAAUAGACUUAGUUAGAGUACUGAGGUCCGUGUGAUCCUUUGGUUUACAUACUAUAUGUACAUUAUGAGUACUUAUGUUGUUAUAGGGAAACCUGUUUGCCAACAUCUUGUAGGCCAUUUCCAGUAUUGAAGUGUUUCGAGAAAUAUUCAUACGCAGAAUUAUAUGUGUACAUGUACCUAUAUUUGUGAGUGUGAAUAUAUCGUAACGCUCAGUAUUGAUGAAAGCGCUUAAAUUUUUCAGCUUUAGACACUUAAUCGCGAAUAGAAAGCAACGCAAGAAUUAAGGAAGACAAUUUUGCAAGGAAUUAAAGUUCAAGAUUUGAAUGUGCCAGGUGUUGAGACUGGUAGCAUUUUUUCCUCUUUACUUGCUUAAACAACCUGUCACCAUUUUCCGCAAUGUCUUGAAAGGUUUGGACACCGUUUUACUGGUAAUGUAAAAGCUUCGCCAUUUGUUACUUUAUACGUAGUCUCCGUUGUCUCAAUUUCGCUGUAUCAUUGUCUUGAGGUACUAAAGAGGUGUUAAAAUUUAGUUACGUAAUGGCUCGUUUAACAGUUCAAAGCCCUGCCCAACAUAAAUUCAAUACAAAAAAACUUUCUCUUUUUUCUGAGGGUAUUAUAUAUUCAAAAGAAGACGGCAAACAUUAAGAUCCAACAGUUGAAGUAUAUGAACAACUCAUUUAAUAAAACUCUACAAUUUAGCAUUUUAUCAGGACUAUUAUUCUUCGCGAGAAUUCUUCUGCUAACAGCUGUAGGAAGGGUAGUAAAUCCUUGCGAACAACCUGUCACUUGGGGGACCAUGCCCCCAUAGACAAAUUUGCUUUUUAUAUACCUUCUUUUAAACUGUUCUCUCAAGACUAUUACAUUCAAUGUAUAUUUUGGGAAUAAUUCCGUGUAGGUAAAACUACUGUCUCGCAUGGCUGCCUUGUGUUAUGUUGGCCAUAGAACUGAUCUUCCACCAGCAUUUUUACCCGGAGACAGGAUCAAUAUCGCUUAAACCGGACCAUUUUGCGAGUUAUCUGAUAGAGAAACCCGCGUACAUGUAAUUGUUUAGACUGCUUCUGAUGGUCAUUUCCCCUUUAAUUAAAACACGACAGAUUUUAUUUCCUUCACAAAGCGGUACAGCUUUGAAAAUGCAAUUAAAACGAGCCUUUUGGCAAGUUGUUUUGACGUUACUAGAGGGUUGCUAGGAAACAAAAUUUUUUAUAAAAAAUUAAUUGUAGCUCGCUUUUUUAAUCCAUCUCCUUCCUAUAAUUAAAUGAAUCUUUAAAAAACAGUUUUGGGAAUUUAGGAUAUAGUAAGCCUAUUAAAGGUUUACUGUUUUAAUCCUGGAUAAGGGUUCUGUUGUGGAAGAUUAAAACAUCUGUCUAGCGUUAACGCACAUUGAGAAUAAGAUUCGUGAGAAAUCGUGAGCAUUCCGGCCCAGAGUACAGACAACGAAUUGAGUUUACUAGGGUCAAAGUAAUUUACCGAAACUUCGAAUAAAUUUAAAAGCAAUAAAAGAGAUUGAAUGUUUGGCCAUGGUUAAAAGGGCCGAUAUAGAAAUUAGUUAGUUUCUUGACGGGCAGUCAUUACUGUAUUUUUCCGUUUGCGAUAUCGGUUAUCUUUAUCACUGAUCGUUUUUACCUUGAAUCAGGAGCACCCAACGACUGUUUCCUGUAAAAUAUCUGUUCGGAGGAGCAAAUAUGGCCUAGAAUUUUCUAUUGCUUGAAAAAUGCUUAAAAUUUCUAGAAGACCUUUCCAUUCAUGUUUAAUUUUCGAAGCUUAUCUAAUACUUUUCCUUACAAUUUUAUGAAGUUUAGUUUUCUCGUUUCAUUACUCAGGUUUGGUUAUUUUUCAUACAAAAAAAUGAAACCUAAAAUUUUCGAAUUCAAAAAUGUGAUGGAGAGAGGAAUCAGAAAAAUUCUCACUUUCCUAAAACGAUAAUUUGCAUUUUAAAUUUUCGGGAAACUAAUACUGAAGCCCUUGUAACAUCGAAAAGACUUAAGUUCCCCUAGGAUGACCAAUCAGACAGAAAUUUUAUAGCGCCGCUUGGAAUGCAUUUCUAAAGAUCUAAAAGUACUCUGGAUAGUCUAAAAAGUGUUUUAAUGUAUUUUGGAGGAGACGGUCGAUGGGUACUCUUGUUGAAUACGCGCUUUAAAAUACAAGUCAGUCGCACAAGAAGUUAUCCGUGCGUUUGACCGCAAGCGGGAAGGUGAAUGAGAAUCGCGUAAAACUAUCACAUAUGCCAAACCUAAACACUAAUGAACAAGAACAAUAGUCAGGUUCCGCUUAUGUGAUGUCCGACGUUUAAUACAGGCCCGCGUUAGCAAUGUUUAGUUUUCCUGUUCCAGAGUACAGUAUUAGUAUAAAUAUAAGUCUGUCGCAGCGUCCAUUUUCAAGCUUAUAAACUGCACCAUGUUUCGUGCAACGUACGAGAAUAAGGAGGGUUCCCACACUGUAUCUCUGUAUAAAUAAAUACAUAAAAUAAAAUAAAUAAUUAAAUAAUGGUUUGGAGGUAGCACAUCCACAUAGUGGUUCUUCGUCUACAUGAUUCCUGGUCGAAUUGGAAUUAGGACAACGCAUAAACAUCAUUUAACGUAUAAAUGUUCAUGAUUCUGUUCAUGUAUUAGGACUUAGUUGCCAUUUAACUACACUUCAAUUCUUGUUUGCUCUCGAAUUGUGGCAGGCACUCAUUAGCCUGCAUAACAGGCGGUUUGCGAGCCAAGUAAGGCGAACGCGACAUUUUGCGCGAAGCUCGAGAUGAGCACGAUUUUUUUAUUCUCCCCUCGUCUCACGCCUUCCGCUUGUUUCGCGCAAAAUGCCGCGUUCGCCUCUCUUGGCUUACAAAGCGCCUGUUGUGCAGGCUAAUUUUACUACACUUCAAUUCUUGUUUGUUCCUGAAUUGUGGCAGGCACUCAUUUCAGGCGCUGCUCUGUUAUCAUUUCUCUCAGUUCGAGAUUGAUGAAACGCAUUUUUUCUAAACAAUCUGCAAACCUCAGCUCAUCCUCAGUGCAAAAAAUUGUUUAACUCACAAGUGACGUAAAACAAACGAAAUAAAGAAGUCAACACAAUAGAAACUAGAAAAAAAAGUGGAAAACAAAGAAAAAGGUUCUUUCACCGAGGUAAAUCCCAAAAUUCAAGAAAAAUCCAAGGUCAUUUGUCAAAUAGGGAUAGUACAACAUGAACGUACCGGCCAGGAGGUUUGAUUUGGAAAGUCAUAACUACAGAGGAUUUCCUUAUUCUGUUCUUUCGUUGGGUUGCUCGUAAUGCACUUGCCGGUCCUGAAGGGAUUGCCAUUGCUUCUUAAAUUAGAAGUACUGUCGUGGGGGGCGAACAUUUGAGGAGCUGUGGUUCGUUUCCUCCAGUCACUCUUCGUGACAUCUUACUCCUCCACUGCAAACUCCAAAGGAACUACUAUAUUGUGUCAGUCCAGAAGAAUUGUGGGCAUCUGCACGUGGACAGAAUUUUCAUAUUUUAACUUUUUCAGUCUAGUACAUUAAAAGUAAAAUGGAGGUUCUUUAUUUCGAUCUCCUUAUUUUGGCUUGAGCAAUUGCUGUUACUGAACUGAAUCCUGACUGAAAUAUGAAUUGUUGUUGAUUUUCCCUUGAAGGCUGUCAUGCUCAGACAAAUCAAACAAAGAUUGAGCAGACUCUCAUAAAGGCCUUGUUUAAAAAUUACGACUCUGAAGGAAGACCAGUCUUGAACCUGUCGGAACCUGUUUUGGUGAAGUUUGGAAUUGUAUACAGUAAUCUUCACAGUUUGGUAAGUGUCUGCUUCUUCGUUCAACCUCACUCAAAUCUCGGUUUACAAUCAACAGCCAGAAAUCAGGAAGUUGUCAUGAGUAUUUAGGCAACCAGGCUAUCCUUUUCCAAAGUUUGCUUGUUUGCUUGUUUUACUCAUUUAUAGUUGUUUGUAACUUUGGUAGUAAAAAAGAGUACCAGCGAUGAGACGAUUAUGUGUAAAAAUGAUAAAAAUAUAUUCAGUCACCUAAACAUGUGUUGCAGUGGCAGUAAUCUUGCUUUAUAAUUUACAAUUGUUGUUUUUCACGUUCCACUAUUCGACUGCCCAAAUUAAGAAGUCAGCGUUGUUGAGGCAUACCUAGAAAAAUUUUAAAACUCAAUGUAUUAUUCCGAGGCUUCUUUUUCUUCCCCACCCGUCCCCGCCCCCCCUCUACCGCUGUCCUCCUUCCUUCUAUCUUUGCUAAAAUGCAGUAGAACUUUGACUCCGAUCUGAGAAGAGAAAUUGGCAAAAGUAACCCCGUUGUUACUUAGCUUGAUACUUUACCAAUAUGUUGUAGAUUUACCAAACACGUUGCAAGUUACUAAAAGAAUCCUUUCAAUAGAAACUAUGUAUUAGGUGUUUCCAUCAUGGCAAACCUUUAUUUUGGCGUAGUGGGUGGUUUAUUGGUUGUUUUGAGAAACAUAAAAACUGUAGACUUUUUGGCGACGUUUUUUGAAAACAAUCUUAAUCGGAAGCGAAGCAUUUUAACGCAAAGAAUCUCAUUAUCUUAGCAAAAUCUAUGAGGAUUACUAACCAAUCUCCAUAUACAUUCUAGCCCAUGUUUCCACUUCAUGCCCAAUUAAAACUCAGAAAAAUAAAGCAAAAUGCCUGAGCUAUUUGACCACACCCAUCAAUCAUUAAAUUACACUUUGCGGCCGUGUUUCCUAGAUUUUUACCUGUUUUGGAAAGCCUAGCUAUGAGAGUUACGCCCUUUGAACUUUAGGCUUGUUCCAGACUCUUAAGUCAUUCAUUCGAAUCGUUAGAUUGAAAACCUUUCUAUUUCACCUGUAUAUAGGUUCAGCUGUUGCCUUAAAUGAAAACACUUUUGCCUUAACUAGUUGCAAAAACAUAUUCAGCAAAGGCAAGAAGAAGGUCCCUUUUUUGGACUAAAACAUAUUUUAUCAAAAAUAAUCAAAAGAGUGUUGUCAUUUACGUACACAAAAACAACAGAAAGAAUAAAUAGAAUGGCGGUAAUCAAUUUGUUUCGCCGGUGGGUGCCAGCCCUAAUUUAUGAUCAAUUUAGUCGUACUUUCCGUUUUUUUUUUAAAUUAAAUGUCGUUUCCUGGUUAUUGUUCUUACAAGCUUACUGUGUGUUAUCUGCGUGACUUUCCUGUUUUUUAGGUCGAUCAAAUGAAUCUAAUUUAGUGAAGCCUUGGUAGGCAAUUUUUACUGCAAUGAAAUAAAAACGGCUUCUUGUAAAAUUUGCUGUUCAAAGGCAGGCAAAGUUUAAAUUAACUAUAAAGAAUUAGCACCCCUACUCAAAGACGUUCCCGCCUUCUCUAAAAUAUUUAAGCACUUGGGAUGUUGGGAGAACACGAGAAGUGCUUGUAAAUCGCGAGCCAAAGGUGACUGAUUUACAAGCUUUUCGAGUGUUCUCUCAACAUCCCAAGUGGGUUAUCACGCCGGUAAACCCAUAGAAAAGUGUGGUCUAUUGCUUUUACAAAAUAACUUUAAGUUUUCUAUGAGUUUACCGGCACAAUAAACCAUAGGUUUUUAACCAAUCAGAACGCGCGUACUAUCUUAUUUAUUUUAUAAAUAUGUAUAUGUACACGAAAAAUACUAUUGACCUCUAUAAUGGUCGGGUUGUCGAACACCGUAUGACUAAACCGGGGAGAGGGCACUCAAGAAGUUUUUAUACGGGGAGUCGCCGCCCCGAGGUCCUAUCCCUCCCCUUUUACAUGCCAUUUUUGUUAUAGAAGGUGUCCCUUUUGUAGUUCUGUUGACAAAUAGUACCCUUUUAAGUAACUAGUUCAGAACUCUGCAUCCCAUUUAACUGCUGUAAAUGUACCGUCUUUUAAAUAUAGAGAAAUCACAAAACAGAAAGGAGAAAAAUGAAUGAUCAGAGAAAGUAUUCCCAAUGUAAAUACCCUCUUUUAUCUUUCUUAGGAUGAGAAAAAUCAAGUUUUAACAAGUAACGUGUGGAUAAGACAGGUUGGUCAAGUAAACUUGGAAGCUAAUAGACAAUUCAAUCGUAAAUUACAUAGCUUUCGUCGUUUCUCUGGACCUGAUUUGGGAUAUGUAUCGAUAAAAGCCGAUCUCAGAAAUUUACCUCAAAAAUACUGCAAAAUAUUUGUCCGCAUGCGAUUUUCUUGAAUUUAAGUGGGAUUCAUUGAAAUCAGUUUUGCAAUAAUCUAUUUAUUCCAGUCAAAUCGAAUUUUCAAAUAUUAUUGCUGAAUAAUAACCAAGAGUUUUCCAAAGAUUAUCUAGCCAUGGUCAUAAAGCCGAAAAAGUUAUGGGUCAAACCUUGUCAUAGAUAGCUAUUAAAUGGCCAUCUGCGUGAGAGGCAAUUUUAGAGGUGGACAUUUUUGCCACGCGAACUUGGUAACGGAAUUUUACGACUCCUCUUCAACAAACUAUAUUUUCGUACCCUUCCUUUACAUCUGGGGCAAGACGUUGUCACGGACUAGUAUUCCAUUAAGGGGUUGGUGCGAGGGUCGCAUAAAGGCGCCUUAUACCAUCCAACCAGUUAGCGCACCGUGGCUCAAUUAUAACUCUUAACUUUUUAUUGUUAAUCAUUGCAGCAAUGGCACGAUCCGUGGUUGUCUUGGGAUCCUGCAAAGUACAAUGGACUUAAAUCCAUCAACAUCAGUCCUAAUUUGGUUUGGAAGCCCGACAUUAUUCUUUAUAACAGGUUAGGAAACGCACAUGUAUAUUGUAUAUUGUCGAAUACGCGCUGCAGACAUGCAAGGUAAGGUAAGGUAGCGCUGAGGGAUGCUCAUUCCGUUUCCAAAAGAGCAUUUUUUUUAAGUCGAAGGCAUGCCGGAUUCAAAGAAGCACUUGUUUUAGUCGAAUACGAGGUAUUUUUUACAGUUAAUAUUGUAUGCUUACAUUGCCAUUUUUUUCUUUCAAAAAAAAAUCAUAAAAGUUGAUUUGUAAUUUCUUUGCAUUGGUUAGAAGAUUAUUGUUUCGAGUUCGCGGUUAGUUUGUAUCGGGUGCUCCACUAUUAGGUUCGGCUAAAUCUAUAUAUUAUUUAUUUCCCACAGCGUCAACGAAGAAGGAGAUCACGGUGAACAGUACCUAUUCGACACCAAAGUUAUCGUCAGCAGUGAUGGAACAGCCACGUGGUUCUCUCCUAAUCUCAUCCAAAGCUCCUGCAAAAUCAAUGUCAAAUAUUUUCCUUGGGAUACACAAACUUGCAAACUCCAGUUCGGCUCGUGGACAUUUGACGGGUUAAAACUUGACAUCGUUUUCUAUGGAGAUGCUCCAAGGGCAGAUCUAGGCUCCUUCACUCGGAAUGGAGAAUGGAACCUGUUGUCGGCUGAGGGGAAGAGAAAUGUUAUUUACUAUAGUUGUUGCCCAGAACCUUACCCUAAUCUCACGUUCGACAUCAAAAUCCAACGACGAACAUUGUUUUACAUAAACAACUUGAUUGUUCCUUGUAUUAUUUUGGCACUUCUCACAGCAACAGCGUUUCUGUUUCCGCCGGAAACGGGCGAAAGAAUCUCGCUGAUGAUCACUAUUCUAUUGGGAAUGACUGUGUUUAUGACUGUAGUCGUGGAAGCCACACCCUCCACAUCUGAAGUCACCCCACUUAUCAGCACUUACUUCUCUGUAGUCAUGGUGGUGAUUUCCUUGGGUCUCCUGUGCACGUGCAUCUGUCUCAACCUUGAACAUCAUCACCCUAAAAUGGAGCUAACCGGUUGGUGCCGGUAUAUCCUGUUUGACCUGAUGGGACCUGUUUUGAGCAGGAGCUCGGUGAAGAGACUCAAGAGAAAACAACAGGAAUACAACAGAGAAAUUAAACUCAGCGCAUGUUAUUUGAAAGAAAACCAAGUCGCACCAGAAGAAGAUAAAAUUGCUAUGACCGAUGUUUCGCAGACCGAAAUUAAGAACGUGAAAGUGGUUGGGAAAGAAAUAAAAGUCGCGGGCAUGGAUAAAGUGACCAAGUUCAUCGAUAAGUCGUUAUCUGAAGACAGAAGAAAACUGGAAUGGCACAUUGUCGUGAACAUAAUUGACAAUUUCUUUUUCGUUGUUUUUCUUCUUACUAUUACGGUUUGCUCGCUGAUAAUUUUGAUGCCGAACACCGACAGCUAA
Porites lobata is the source of this 20446-nucleotide messenger RNA. NCBI's taxonomy places the organism in Eukaryota, Metazoa, Cnidaria, Anthozoa, Scleractinia, Poritidae. The record is from the annotation of a GenBank genome assembly.